Messenger RNA from Durio zibethinus, 1328 nucleotides. RefSeq lists its product as uncharacterized. NCBI's taxonomy places the organism in Eukaryota, Viridiplantae, Streptophyta, Magnoliopsida, Malvales, Malvaceae. The record is from RefSeq and is a predicted model, not a curated record.
AAAAGCCCCACACAAAGAAAAGGAGCUUCCUUUUCUUGCACAUCUCGAUUAAACCCAUUGUUAGGCCUGGACAUUGAAAUGGACCCAUGACCAUGAGCCUAGUGAGAAAGAGAGCGUCUCUCAAAUAACGGUUAGAAGAGGGAGCCUUUCUUGCUGGGUUUCUUUUUUACUCGCAGAGCGAGAGAGGCUAAAGCUGUGAAACAGAAGAGUGAACGAGGGGAGCAAGAGAGGAGAGCAGGAAACUAGAAAAGAAAAAAAAAGUUAGGGUGAUUUUGGAAAUGGGUGAAUCCGCUUGUCUUGUAAGAUCAUUUUCUAAUCCUGUAGAUAUGUCUAAUGAAGCUAAAGAGGGUGACCCAAUUCAAGCCCUCACAGAAUCAGUGUCUUUCGGCAGAUUUAUGUCAGAAUCGCUGGCUUGGGAGAAAUGGUCAACCUUCUCUCACAAUAGAUACUUGGAAGAAGUCGAAAAGUUUUCAAAGCCAGGAUCCGUUGCUCAGAAGAAAGCUUAUUUUGAGGCUCAUUACAAGAGAAGAGCUGCAAUGAGAGCAGCAGCCUUGCUUGAGCAAGCAAAUACUGUUACCAAUGAUGCCUCUCAAAUGGGAACUAUAAAUGCAACUCCUGUUGACUUUUCCUUGACUACGGAUUCAGCCAAUUCGAACACAUCUUUGGCUGUAAAUCAACGGGAGAAAGAUGUUUCUGAUGCUGAGGUAGCUAGUACUGCUGAUGUAGGUGCAGGCAAUUUAAAUGUUGAAAGAGAAAAUAUGGAUGUCUCUAAUCUGGAGAGAGGUCAGGCAGUAAUGGAACAAGGUGUGAAUAUGGAGAACAAUACCCAGGUUGAAAAUUCUAAGGCUCUUGAAAAUGUUGACAACCAUGGCAUGAUUAUAGCAACCUUAUACAAACAGAUUCCUCAUACGGAAUGUACUGAUCAGAAGAACUCGACUCCGUCAAGCAAGAAAAGGGGAACAAAUUCUUUGUCAAAGUCAUCAACUACCAGCAGAGCACCCAAACUUCCCUUACAUCCUUCUAAACAAGUGGCUUCAGAACAAGCCAGGAGUGUUGCUAGUGUUGCUAAGUCCACAGUAAACACAAAUGUCAAAAAGAAAACAAUUCCAAAUUCGCUCCACAUGUCAAUUAAUUUUGCUUCUGGUGCCAGCAAAACUAGUAAACCAUUGCUUAGAAUGCCAAAAGAUAGUUCAACUCCUCUACGAACCCCAACGAGGGCAUUGAAGAAAGCUGGUGACCAAGAGAAUUUAGCUCCAUCAAGUGAAAAAAGGACAAUCAAACUCCACAUCGAAGUUAUCCAGUGAUAGUGUGUUAUCCAAACAAGUAAC